CAGUCCGCGCUGCCCCCGCAGAUGGGGCAGGCGGCUUCGAAGCCCCUUGCGGUGCCGCCGCAGGCCAAGGUCCCCCCGCAGGAGCCGCAGCAGGGUGGCCCGGCGGCGCAGGCCGCCGCGCUGGGCGAGGUGCCCUUGCCGGAGGCGGUGGACGACCAGCGGGGCGCCGAGGCAAAGGGCAUCGCCGUGGACGGCGGCCCGACGCCGAGUGGCCCCGACGCCAAGGCCGAAAGGAGCGAGGCGGGCGCUAGCACUGCCCCCGGGAGCAACUGGAAGGGCGCUGAGCCCGCGCCGAGGGGGGGGCGCUGCUCACCCGUCUCGCCGAACUUCUGGGUGUACAACGUUGGGCGCCGCCAACCAUCUGCGGGGGCUUCUGCGCGCCCACCAUCAGCCCGGAGCGCUCGUGCCUCCGGCACUUCUCCAACGAGUACACGCUGCCGCUCGCCCCCAGAUUCGUGCAGUGCUCGCCGCUGA
Molecule: messenger RNA, 474 nt
Organism: Prorocentrum cordatum
Lineage: Eukaryota; Dinophyceae; Prorocentrales; Prorocentraceae
Source: the annotation of a GenBank genome assembly